Ectocarpus siliculosus is the source of this 717-nucleotide messenger RNA. NCBI's taxonomy places the organism in Eukaryota, Phaeophyceae, Ectocarpales, Ectocarpaceae. The record is from the annotation of a GenBank genome assembly.
AUGUUCGCAUGCAUCCAAGCAAACGUGGUUCCAAGGGCGCAGGGCUCAAGAAACAAAGAAGGGAGGGCGGACCACAUCGGUACAGCCGGCCUGGUCUACGAGCACUUCGCGGCGGACAACCCUACGAUCAUAACCUCUAAGCGCAUCCGGGCCAAGAUUAAGGCCAGGGACGACCGCGGAGACCCCACCAGCAUCCACGGCAACAACCGGGGUGUCCCUAUCCCACAGAAGCUGGACGAGGCUGACUACAGGGAGCUGCAAGUGGGAGGGCUGCGGUUCGAGGUGCGAAAACUACACGCUCACGAGAGGGGAGACUUGGUCGUGUUCCUCGACAAGAACCUUCCUGAGAACGCAGCUGAAGGCUACGACAUGGACGUCCUCGUUGGCGGGCACCUUUCUCGGAUGGGGACCAAGGCGGACGUGCAGCUCAACAAAGACUUCUAUGACGACGUUCUCAAAGGCGCCAGGACGGGUGUCACGACAGUUUCGGUGGCGGAUGUCAUUUCCGGCACCGGAGUGUUCGACCCUUCCAAUCCUAACGCGGGCAACCUCUGGCUCAUCAACAACGAGCUCAUCGACCGGCACGUGGACGUGUGCGAGGCCUACGUGCUCGACUCCGUAUCUCGCGGUCGAGACUGGCUUGCCGAAAUGGGCGGUUUGGAUGUCACGCUCCGCUCGCAGUGCUGGGCUGUAGCUGCAUACAUUCGCAUCGGCUGA